Cololabis saira (Pacific saury) is the source of this 1423-nucleotide messenger RNA. It is a transcript of the gene grxcr1a, whose product is annotated as glutaredoxin and cysteine rich domain containing 1 a. Bases 90 to 989 code for a protein of 299 amino acids. Gene Ontology annotation, biological process: sensory perception of sound. NCBI's taxonomy places the organism in Eukaryota, Metazoa, Chordata, Actinopteri, Beloniformes, Belonidae. The transcript is spliced from 4 exons. The record is from RefSeq and is a predicted model, not a curated record.
UGUGUCUGAGCUGCAUGUUUACCUCCGAAUGAGAGGGAAUGAGCUGGACGGUGGCGCUGUGGACCAUGUAACGAGGAAGAGGGUUCACAAUGGAGGGGACAGUGCUGCUGCCAGGACAGGAGAAGCCACAGAAGCGGGUGAGGUUCCGCGUGGCUUCGGGAAACAGUGGCCGGGUGCUGAAGGAGAUGUUCAAAGAUGAGGGGCCCUCUGACUCCUUGGAUUCAGACUGCACGAGCAGCUCUGAGGCCGAGCGAGCCAGCACGCCCUCCACGGCAGGAGAUGCACAACUCCCGUAUCCAAACCCCUUUGGAUACCUGGGCUCGGAGCUGGACCACAGCGAGGGCGAGCCCGACGACCUGCUCGUGUACGCCGGGGCCACCAAGGACUGGAUGUUCACCACCAAGAGGAUCAACAUCCUCAGUAAAAAUGGGACCGUGAGAGGGGUCAAGCACAAAGUCAGCGCAGGUCAGACGCUGUUUGAAAGCCUUCCUAAUACCAACAGUGUGGACUUCUCACUUGAGUUCGGGCGGAUAGUGAUCUACACCACGAGUUUCCGAGUGGUGAGGACGACGUUCGAGCGGUGCGAGCUGGUCCGAAAGAUCUUCCAGAACCACAGGGUGAAGUUCCUGGAAAGGAACAUCGCCCUGGACAUCGAGUACGGGAAGGAGUUGGAGGAGAGGUGCAAACGUGUGGGCGAACCUUUUUCAUUACCGGUCGUGUUCAUUGACGGACACUACUUUGGGGGUGCUGAGAAAAUACUUGGCAUGAAUGAAUCAGGAGAGCUGCAAGAUCUUCUGACAAGAAUUGAGAGGGUACAGCAUCCCCAGACGUGCCAGACCUGCGGGGGCUUCGCCUUCAUCCCCUGCCAAGUGUGCCAUGGUAGCAAGAUGUCCGUGUUUCGCAACUGCUUCACGGAUUCUUUCAAAGCCCUCAAGUGCACUUCCUGCAAUGAGAACGGCCUGCAGGCCUGUGUGCGCUGCAGCCAGUGAGGAUGUUAAGUGCCUGGAUCGACAUCUCUCCUUCCCUCUUCAGGACCGCACACAGGAGCCAGGACUCUUCCUCCAUGGCCAUUGUAGUGAAGAAAAUGGGGAUUUAUAAUAAAAUCUAUGAACUUGCACAUUGAAUCUUCACACAGUUAUUGACAUAGUGUUGAAUUGAUGCGUUACUCCUCAGUGCUGAUCAGGUUUUUCAGUAUUAAGACAGAUUUCUCAUCAAAUGCAUUGUUUGUAUCUACACAGAACAAAAGGGGUCAUGAACUAGAUUGCCCUCUGAGACACCUAAGCCUGUACGUGCGUGAGGAGGUGCUUAAUUAAGAACUCCCUCGUCAUUAAUCUCAUCUCAGACACGGUAGGGACUCUCAGGUCAGGCAGUGAAAGUCCCGGGUCAAUUCUCAGGCUGCAGAACAGAAAAGAGGAACCAUGUU